CAGAGUAUAACAGCUUAUGGUUGAGAGAGGAACUUGUUACUUUGAAAGGUGCUCUCUACUCAUUGAAACGCGCACAUUUCUUGAAAAUAAUAAUAAAAAAAGACGACACGUUUACAUUUGGAAAAGCCUAGAAGGACUGACAUCAGAACUAUUAUAUUUGACUGAACAGUCAAUUUGAAACAAGUGCUAUAGAAGAAUACAAAGUCUUUCGACUCGGGAGAGACUGAGGAGUUGCAGAGACAACUUGUACAAGAAACUGACGUCUCUCUUCAAGUAAGAGUUUGUAAAGUAUUUGUAUUUUCCUUUUACAUACCUAUAUCGGACAUUUAGUUUCAAUCAUAAGCCGGUCUGUGUUUAUCGCUCUACUCACAACUGGACUUCUCAGAAGUAUAACUUCUGUCUUUCGUUGCAAGUGCUGAAUUCAAAACGCGCAGGCGCACACACAGACGCGAGUUCUGGUUAGGGUUCUAUGUCUACCAAGAUGGAAACUACUUUCUACGACGAUACACUCAAUACCUUCUCACAGCCAGAGUCCUCCGGCUACGGAUACAACCCCAAAGCCCUGAAGCAGAGCCUGACUUUGAACCUGCUGGACCCCUCGCUGAACAUGAAACCGCACCUGCGGGCCAGGGCAAGCGACAUCCUCACAUCCCCGGAUGUUGGGCUUCUCAAACUGGCCUCCCCCGAACUGGAGCGGCUUAUCAUCCAGUCCAGCAACGGUAUGAUCACCACGACCCCUACCCCGACCCAGUUCCUCUGCCCGAGAAACGUUACCGACGAGCAGGAGGGUUUUGCUGACGGGUUCGUGCGGGCACUGGCCGAGCUGCACUACCAGCACAACGGCUCCACCAGCGUAACUUCUGCGACGGAGACUUCUUCGGCCACCGGCAUGACACCCAUCUCAUCUAUGAUUGCCAACAGUGUUUUCAGCGCAAACAUGCAGCCGGAACCACCGGUGUAUACCAGCCUGAACACCUUCAAUCCAACUAACAUUAGCACCUCAUCGGCGACGGUGGCAGCACCCGGCAUCAGCAAUGCAAACAACCUGAACUAUCAGCCUCAGCAUCACAUGAACACCCAGGUGCAGAUUCAGCACCCACGGCUGCAGGCGCUGAAAGAGGAGCCCCAGACGGUGCCCGAGAUGCCCGGCGAGACCCCGCCGCUCUCCCCGAUCGACAUGGAGAACCAGGAGAGGAUCAAAGCCGAGAGGAAGCGCAUGAGAAACAGAGUCGCAGCUUCCAAGUGCCGGAAGAGGAAACUGGAGAGGAUCUCCAGGCUCGAAGACAAAGUGAAAAACUUGAAGUCCCAGAACUCCGAGCUGGCGUCCUCCGCUAACUUGCUGCGAGAGCAGGUGGCGCAGCUCAAGCAGAAAGUCAUGAACCACGUCAAUAGCGGCUGCCAGCUCAUGCUGACCCAGCAGCUGCAAACAUUCUGAGAGCGCAACCCUGCUACCGCUGCUCCUCCAAAAAAGAGACAGUCCGAGAACGGGACGAAGUUUACACAGUAAUGAAUGAAUGAGUGAAGACAAUGAAACUAAGUGUCACAGCCGUGAGACUGCAGAGGCGAGAUCCUUGGCUGCACGCUGGAGUAUAGAGAGAGAGAGAGAGAGAGAGAGAGAGAGAGAGAGAGAGAGAGAGAGAGAGAGAGAGAGAGAGAGAGAGAGAGAGAGAGAGACUUGUCUUGAGCAUGAUGAGAAGAGCUGUCUCGGGUUGGGUUCGUGACAACAACAAUGAAUAACAAAAAAGACACAAGCGCUUUCUUAUUCAAGAGACACUAUCAUUGCGUUAACGUUGACCAAGUUGUGCAUGGACCCCGUGACAUUCAAAGAUCAUUCAGUAUUAAAACAAUGUUAAACAAAACGAAACAAAAAAAUACUUCAAUAGAUACUUUCGUUUGCUUCUGUUGUAGCGAAGUCAUGGGAAGGCAUAGAAAAUAAAGGCAGGUUGAAAAAGC
Polyodon spathula (Mississippi paddlefish) is the source of this 1953-nucleotide messenger RNA. RefSeq names its product transcription factor AP-1-like. The transcript has a single exon. The record is from RefSeq and is a predicted model, not a curated record. Gene Ontology annotation, biological process: regulation of transcription by RNA polymerase II; regulation of cell population proliferation; regulation of cell cycle. Gene Ontology annotation, molecular function: transcription factor binding; RNA polymerase II cis-regulatory region sequence-specific DNA binding; DNA-binding transcription factor activity, RNA polymerase II-specific. Gene Ontology annotation, cellular component: transcription regulator complex. The coding region runs from base 470 to 1435 and encodes 321 amino acids. Lineage: Eukaryota; Metazoa; Chordata; Actinopteri; Acipenseriformes; Polyodontidae.